UAUGUACUAUGGAGGCCUUUGGUCUGGAAGAUGGCAGAAUCCCAGACUCAGCCGAUAAAUGCUUCAUCGUUUGUGAAAGAGGGAGCAGAGCCCAGUCGCGUUCGCCUCAAUUCCCCUUCUGCAUGGGUUGCAGACCACAGUUACCCUGGGCCCUGGCUUCAAAUUGACCUUGCAAAGGACGCAGUGGUCAAGAAAAUCGCUACUCAGGGAAAACGCGGUGCCUAUCACUGGGUAAAGACUUACACAUUUUUAUCACGUGCCGAAGGAGAGACAGACUGGGUGACAUAUAAGGAGAACGAUGAGGUGAAGGUAUUUCAAGGUAACAAUGAUCAGAAAACAGUGGUUUCCCAUGUGUUGCUACAGCACAUCAGGGCUCGGUUCGUAAGGUUCUGGCCGAAGACUUGGACCAAUAAAUACAAAGCAAUGAGGGCAGAACUGUACGGCUGUUUCCUUCAAUAACCGCGGCAGCCCUAAUACGGUUGGAACAGCAAUUUGCAAAUUGUAUCACGACCAAGGAAUAGACUCGAACUUGUUAAAUUUGUCGUUGCAGGUCACGGAAUCUUUGUAAAGUCAUCUGUUUCAAGAGAAGGCAAA
Messenger RNA from Stylophora pistillata, 594 nucleotides. Its product is annotated as lactadherin. The record is from RefSeq and is a predicted model, not a curated record. Lineage: Eukaryota; Metazoa; Cnidaria; Anthozoa; Scleractinia; Pocilloporidae.